GUUAUUACGCCUGAAUAAGCAAACAAUUUCAGUGGUUCUAGUUCUCAGACUUAAACAGAAAGAAACCGCGUUUUCAUUGAUAACUCCGUGAUUUUGUUUAAUCUACCAAACUCAGGAUCUACUGGAACAGCCUGACAUCUAAAGACUGCCUACUGGGAGAAAACUGGGAUUUCAUUAUUUUACAGAAACAAGAGAAGCAACAGGAGGUUGGAGCAGGCUAACAUGGCGAGCCCCAGCAACUUGCCAUCUCCCGAGCAAAUGUAAUACCUAACAAAUCUGGAAACGACAGGGGCGUCUGUUUGGAGGACUUUUACACAGCUUGGUAUUACAUGGAACACCGGAGCUGACCGGGACUACAACGCCAACGCUGUAGCCGUAUGGCGUCCACCCAAGCCCGGUUAGGCCAGCAGGCCUUAGCUUUGCUGGAUGUGGCUCUAAGAGUUCCCUGUAUUUUCAUUAUCGACGCCAUUUUUAACUCUUACUACGACCAAGGUUCGGGAUGGGCCGGGUUCACUGGAAAGGUCCUGGUCAGAGUCAUGGGUGUCCUCAUCUCCACCGUGGUGCUGCUGCUUUCCCAGAAAGCCUUGUUCAAAUUCUACACCCUCUUCCUGGCUGUCCUUCUUGGCUUGGCAGCAGUCCUCAUAAACUACUACACCACCUCACACAUAGACUUCUACAGUGCGUACUACAAAGCAGCUCUGGGGUUCAGAUUGCUGCCUCGAAAUGGGACGACGCUGUGGCUCGGCAUGGCUGCCGUCCAGCUGAUCUUCGGCAUUGCAUACGUAUUCCUGCUCAAUCUUCAGUCAGUGUUUGCGGCACUGGUGGUCUUGGACAUCAUGAUUCCUCUAUGGGGGAUGAUGAUAGAGCUUCCUGCCGAUGUCAGGCAUAUGACGGCGGUUGUCUCGGGCCUGGCGCUCGCUCUCAACACGGCCGUCUGCCUAGCCAUGAGGCUCAAGUCGUUCUACUACUCGUGUCGGUACGUCUACCUGCUGGUGCGGCACAUGUACAGGAUCUACGGGCUCCGGCUGCUGCUGGAGGACACGUGGAAAAGAAUCAGGUUCCCCGAUGUCCUGCGAGUAUUCUGGCUGACCCGGGUCACCGCCCAGGCGCUCAUACUGGUUUAUGUUGUGCGAGCGGUGAGGAAGGAGAGUGGUGAUGCAGCCGGUGGGGCAGCGGAUGGGAGCGCUGAUUCACAGGGUUACCUGUUCAGCUGGGAUGUUUUCUGGGAUCUGACAAGCAACCUGAUAAUUUCUGGAUGCGAUUCCACCCUGACUGUGUUGGGCAUGAGCGCAGUCAUCUCUUCCAUGGCACACUACCUCGGCCUCAGCAUCCUGGCUUUCAUAGGUUCCACUGAGGAAGAGGACAAGCGGCUUGGCUUCGUGGCUCCUGUUUUGUUCUUUAUUUUGGCUCUGCAGACUGGGCUCAGCAGCCUGGAUCCAGAGGAACGUUUGGUCCGCCUGAGCCGAAACAUGUGCCUUCUACUGACGGCCAUCCUGCACUUUAUCCACGGCAUGACCGACCCCGUCCUGAUGUCUCUCAGCGCAUCCCACGUCUCCUCCUUUCGCCGCCAUUUCCCCGUGCUGCUGGUGUCGGUGGCCCUCUUCGUGCUCCCCGUGGUGCUCAGCUUCGCCCUCUGGCAUCACUACGCCUUCAACACGUGGCUCUUCGCUGUCACGGCCUUUUGUGUAGAGCUCUGUCUCAAGGUCGUGGUGUCCCUGACCGUCUACGGUCUCUUCAUGGUGGACGGAUUCUCCAACGUCCUCUGGGAGAAGCUGGACGAUUACGUCUACUACGUGCGCUCCUCCGGAAACAUCAUAGAGUUCCUGUUCGGGGUCAUCAUGUUCGGAAACGGCGCCUACACCAUGAUGUUCGAGUCGGGCAGCAAGAUCCGAGCCUGCAUGAUGUGCCUGCACGCCUAUUUCAACAUCUACCUUCAGGCCAAGAACGGUUGGAAGACCUUCAUCAACCGCCGCACCGCGGUUAAGAAGAUCAACUCCCUGCCGGAGGUCCGAGGGGACCAGCUGAGGGACAUUGAAGACGUGUGCGCCAUCUGUUACCAGGACUUCGCCAACUCGGCGCGCCUCACGCCAUGCCACCACUACUUCCAUGCACUGUGCCUGAGGAAGUGGCUGUACAUCCAGGACACGUGCCCAAUGUGCCACCAGCGGGUUUACGUCGAGGAAGACGGCCGAGACAGAGCCGCCUUCUCCAACAACAACGGGGGCUAUGCAGCGCCGCAGGACGCCGCUGCCGCCGGCCCACCAGCGCAGCCUGACAACCAGCAGGGACAACCGGUUGCAGACCUGCUGCCAAACGGAGCGGCAGGCGGUGCGCACGCUGCGGGAGAGCCGCCCCGGCUCGACGACCUGGUAGAGGACAAUGACAGCAUAGAGUAUGACGAAGACGAGUGGGGGACUCGCACGCCUGUAGAAGAAGAAUAUAUGAACGACGACACAGACUCUACAGACGACUGAGAGGAUCUAUAGAAAAUGACACAGAUAUAUCUUUAUUAUAUUUAAGUUAAAAAGAACUACUAAAAACACUUAAUUUGUUCUCGGAAAAAUGUCAGGGAUCUCAGUCUGAUUCUCCUUAGUUUCUUUUUGAGUUUUACUCUCUAAGGGCUUGUGGAAAGAAUAAUAGCUGCUCUCAUUCUGUGUGUGUGUCGAGUGGAUGUGUGUGCAAGAUGUAGACCAAAAAGAUCCACAAUAUUUUAUUUAAAUUGAACAAAAAGUUAUUUAAAAACAAAGUUUCCCAUGAUGGCAUAGCUUUUCUUGAAGGGAAUUUCUCAUCAUCCUGGCUUAGUUAUCAAAAUUCAUCUUUAAAGGCCUCCAUGAAAACGGUGUUAUGAUGACGUCUCUGUGCCGACGAUUAACGUUUCAUAAAAAUGUCGAUCAUGCUUCCUUGUAAUUUGCAGAAAAUGCUGGAUGGUAUAAAUGUUCAAUUUUUUUUUAAUGACUAAUCACAUUCAAUUCUUAAGUUUAUUAGUUUUUCGAUCCUUUUUUUGUCAUCUCAUAAAUCUGAAUCAUUGAUAACCCUGCUGUUUUCCGCUUUGCCAAAAAUAUUUGGUUUUCAAUCAAAAGUAUCUGAUUUAACAUGCUAAGUGUUUUUUGUUUUGUUUUUAUUUAGAGCUACAGAAACUUCUAACCACAUCUCUUCUCUCCUCAUAGUCCAACAUUUAUAUCAAGAUCAGCUCAGAUUAUGGUUAAACUCAGUAUUUUUGGCCUUUUUAUUUAUUCAUGCAAGUGAAAGCCUUGUGAGACGGCCCAGUGCGAGGGCUCGCACUGAUGGGAAAACUGAGGCGUGUCUGAUUAAUUAAAGAAUAAUUUACUACUGUCGUCCCUGAUAUACCUCCCAUUGCUAACUACUGGUCUCUUCUGUGACCUCGCUUACUGUGUACGUUGUCGUACAUAUAAUGAAACCUGUUCACAUUUUAAUAUGAGAGGUUUCAGGUGAUUUGUUAAUAUUUACACAUUUUUCUGCAGUUGUUCAAUUUGGUUAAAUGCUUGUUUCAGGUGAGGAAAGACUACUGGUUCUACAAAUUAAAAAUCAUACUUAUGGUAAAAUUGCCAACUGAACUUUUUGAAUUACUUGAAAGGGAAAAAGUAUUUUUUAUAUAUAUAUAUCAGGUAAAAUAUUUUUUUUUUCUCCAGAUGGCUCUAUCAGUCUUGAAACACUUGUUUCUAAGUAGCAUCACUUCUCAAUGUGUCCCUUGUGCAAUAUGGCUAAAGCGGAAAGCUUAUUGUCUCAUGUCCUGGGUCUUAAACCUCCGAAUAUAACUCGAAUCCUUCUACAUGGGACCUGAUCAAGUCUGGGGAAUGCAAUGAAAGGUGAUUCAUAUAUGAAGCAUUUUGAUUAGUCGUUUAAAAUCAAAGCUUUUUGAAAGGCUUUUCGGUUUGCCUUUUGUUUUGAAAAGACUGUGUAAA
This is a messenger RNA of Cyprinodon variegatus (sheepshead minnow), 3923 nucleotides long. RefSeq names its product ring finger protein 139 (gene rnf139). Gene Ontology annotation, molecular function: ubiquitin protein ligase activity; zinc ion binding. The coding region runs from base 378 to 2474 and encodes 698 amino acids. NCBI's taxonomy places the organism in Eukaryota, Metazoa, Chordata, Actinopteri, Cyprinodontiformes, Cyprinodontidae. Gene Ontology annotation, cellular component: endoplasmic reticulum; endomembrane system. The record is from RefSeq and is a predicted model, not a curated record. The transcript is spliced from 6 exons. Gene Ontology annotation, biological process: ERAD pathway.